AUUUGAUUUAUGGAUGAAGGACGUAUUGUAUUUUUCUGUAACAUGGUAGUUUAUAUUCAGGAAUGCGUGCUGGUUUCAGAGGUUCUGAUCUUUUCUCAGUCGAAUAGAAUGUGAGACAUAAUUGAGUACUAUUUUAGUCAAAUGGGGUUUGAAGUCUGCAGAAUUGAUGGCUCUGUUAAAUUGGAUGAAAGAAGAAGACAGAUUCAAGAAGAGUUCAAUGAUGUGGGCAGCCAGUAUAGGAUCCCCGUGAUUCGCAGAUUGUGGUUCUAAAGCACAAGUCUUGGCGCGUCAAGGGUCUUAUAUAGAACCCACAGAUAUAUCUACAGGCAAUGGAUCGAUGCCAUAGGGAUUGGUCAGAUAAAACCUGUUCAUGUGUACAGGCUUGCUACUGUGAAAUCUGUUGAGGGCCGGAUUCUGAAAAGAGCCUUUAGUAUGUCAAAGCUUGAGCAAUUGGUGAUCGAGAAAGGCCAAUUCCAGCAGGAGCGAAGCAACACAAAUGCUAAUGAUGUCUUGCAGCAAGAGGACCUGUUGGCUCUUCUCCGGGAGGAAGAAAGUGCAGAAUAUAAGUUGGUACAGACCGAUUCAGGUGAUGAAGACCUGGAAAGAGUGAUGGACUGCAGCUACUUACUUGCCCUUCUCAGGCAUGUUCAAAUGCCAUUUUUCUGAAAGGGCCUGGCUGGGAGUCGGAUAGUCUUGCCCAGUCUGCCCCAAGGUUUGUUUACAUACUUUUGGCCGGUGAGCAUGCAGUCCAUUGCAAGAAGUUACCUGGGUACAUGGUUUUGUCAGUGAUGUUCUAAAGCGGAUAGAGAUUUUGGCUAAGAAGAUGGCUCCAGUAUGUGAUUUUUCUAACAAAUCUACUUGAAGAGAGAUUUACUCUACGGCUAGCCAAUUUUUGUGUGUUUGAGUGGGUGGACCUUAUAGAUGUCUCCUCUUAUUAGGCUCAGAGAAAAUGGAUUUGUUGUUGGUCAGACAAUUUUGAAGGCAGAAUAGGCAAAGUGUGUUGCUAAACACGAGAAAACUUGCUUAACAAAUCAACAUGUCUUUA
This is a messenger RNA of Cuscuta campestris, 1045 nucleotides long. NCBI's taxonomy places the organism in Eukaryota, Viridiplantae, Streptophyta, Magnoliopsida, Solanales, Convolvulaceae. The record is from the annotation of a GenBank genome assembly.